AUGGCGCCACAGUCUACGUGGCAGAUGCUGUUGUUGCCCUGCCAUAUCCCCUCACACUCACCCUCACCACCUGAGCACAUGCCCCCUGACCUCCAAAGGCCAGCCUUUGUGUUAUUUGAGUGUGCGAUUUUUCCGGCCACUGCAGCUUACUUUGCCACCCAUGCUGCAGAUAUCUCGGUGAGCCUGCUGACCCUUCUGGUCACCGCGUGUGGCCUCGCUCUCUUUGGUGUGUCUCUCUUCGUGUCUUGGAAACUCUGCUGGGUUCCGUGGCGAGAACGAGGCCUGUUCUCUGGUAUCAAAGACAACAACCAGGAGCCUCUUAACUAUACGGACACAGACAUCAAUGAGCAGGAGAACAGUGAGGGCUUCCUAGACCCUCCCAGCCCCUCCUCCAUGAAGAUCAGCCACACCUCCCCGGACAUCCCCCUCUCCACCCAGACGGGGGCCCAGGAGAACUGUGCCCACGGCGUCCGCGUGAAGCGCCAAGUCACAGAGCCAACCUCGUCGACUCGGCAUAAUUCAAUCCGAGGACAACUCAACCUGUCGAACCCGGACUUCAAUAUCCAGCAACUGCAAAAACAAGAACAGCUGGCCGGGAUCGGCCGCAUUAAACCGGAGUUAUACAAGCAGAGGUCACUGGACAGCGAUGAUGGGAGAAGGAGUAACAGCAAAGCCUGUGGGAAACUGAACUUUAUUUUAAAAUAUGACUGUGACCUAGAGCAGCUAAUAGUGAAGAUUCACAAAGCCGUCAAUUUGCCCGCCAAGGACUUUUCUGGGACCUCAGAUCCUUACGUCAAGAUCUAUUUGCUUCCGGAUCGGAAAACAAAACACCAGACCAAAGUUCACAGGAAGACCCUGAACCCUGUGUUUGACGAAGUGUUUCUGUUUCCGGUUCCCUACAACGACCUUGAGGCCCGGAAACUGCACUUCUCUGUGUAUGACUUUGACAGGUUCUCCCGCCACGACUUAAUCGGCCAGGUGGUGGUGGACCACUUCUUAGACUUGGCUGAUUUCCCCAGGGAGUGCAUCCUUUGGAAGGACAUCGAAUAUGUCACCAACGACAACGUGGAUCUUGGCGAGCUGAUGUUUUCCCUCUGCUACCUUCCCACGGCUGGCAGGCUGACCAUCACUGUUAUAAAAGCAAGGAAUUUAAAGGCGAUGGACAUAACAGGAGCAUCAGAUCCCUACGUGAAAGUCUCCAUGAUGUGUGACGGCAGGCGGCUGAAGAAGAGGAAAACGUCCACCAAGAGGAACACCCUGAAUCCUGUUUACAACGAAGCCAUAGUCUUUGACGUCCCCCCCGAGAGCAUUGACCAAAUCCACUUGUCCAUAGCGGUCAUGGACUACGACCGUAUAGGUCACAAUGAGAUCAUCGGCGUGUGUCAAGUAGGCAACACAGCUGAGAGGCUGGGCAGAGACCACUGGAGUGAAAUGUUGUCCUACCCUCGGAAGCCCAUCGCACACUGGCAUUCCCUGGUGGAGAAACGAUGACUGUGGGUAAGAGAACUGCUUUGCCAAGGACACAGUAGGACAACCAUCUCACAAAGAUCUUAAGUAACAUUCCCUAUCCAACAACGCCCGGACGACUCCAGUGACCAAAUGCUCAGCUGUAACCACAGUGAUAACUGGCCUUCUUUCCAGACUGGGUUUGGUGAACAUGAAUGGUCCAGUUGUCUUCAGAUGGUCUAAGGUGGUGUGCUGUCGGGGCAGCACGUCUCUCACAGUCAAGAACCAGGAUUGGACCAUGGAGGAAACCAGCUGAUACAGUGAGAGGACUGAGAGGACCUUGAGUACCAGGACUCUCAGUGAUGGCACAGCAUCUGCCCUGGCAACGUCAUACUGACAUGAUGCUAUUUGUUUGAAUGCCCUGGAAGGACAGAAUACUUCAAAAUAUAUCCAGGUGCUAACUAGGCAGCAGGUUUAAUUCAUCUUUGAGCUAAUAGCUGUCUCCAGAAAAUAUUUUACCCAAAAAGUGUUCCAGCUUUGCCAGGAAUAGCUCCAGGAAUGGAGUAGGAUAAGCACGCUGUUCCCCUGGAGAAAAUCUAGUGCAAGGAGGGCUAGCUCACAGCAAACCGACUGCCCUCUCCCAUACACAUGGCAGCGAGUACCAGUUGAUCGUGACCCUCUCGUCUGCUAAACCCAGGUUCUGAGGAGUCAGAAUCCACAGCACUGUCUUCUGGGUAGCCAGCAGCCACUUCUUCCCAACCAGUGUUGGCAUUAGAGUGAAAGUUAUCAUCCCUGUUAGCGAGGCAUCCAUCUCAGUGGUGUAAGCAUUCCAGAGUACCCUUUCCCAGACUCAUUUGUC
Messenger RNA from Myotis brandtii (Brandt's bat), 2305 nucleotides. RefSeq names its product synaptotagmin IX (gene SYT9). The coding region runs from base 1 to 1491 and encodes 496 amino acids. The transcript is spliced from 7 exons. Gene Ontology annotation, molecular function: calcium ion binding; phosphatidylserine binding; SNARE binding. NCBI's taxonomy places the organism in Eukaryota, Metazoa, Chordata, Mammalia, Chiroptera, Vespertilionidae. The record is from RefSeq and is a predicted model, not a curated record. Gene Ontology annotation, cellular component: dense core granule; membrane. Gene Ontology annotation, biological process: cellular response to calcium ion; regulation of dopamine secretion; calcium-ion regulated exocytosis.